Rhagoletis pomonella (apple maggot) is the source of this 3583-nucleotide messenger RNA. It is a transcript of the gene Fem-1, whose product is annotated as protein fem-1 homolog B. The transcript is spliced from 9 exons. Gene Ontology annotation, molecular function: protein binding. Bases 225 to 2267 code for a protein of 680 amino acids. Lineage: Eukaryota; Metazoa; Arthropoda; Insecta; Diptera; Tephritidae. The record is from RefSeq and is a predicted model, not a curated record.
GUGGAAAAUGUGCUGAAAAGUGGGUGGAAGGGUUCAAAAUAGAAUAAUAAGUGCGUGUAAUUUAUAUUAUACAGCGUUAAAUUCGCAAAUAAAUACCAAGGUGUUAAACUACAUGUGUAUUUGGGAAAUAUCAAAACAAGAACAGUGAAAAUAUCAAAGGAAAAUUUAGAAUUUUCUUUUGUGGUGUCAAUAAAUUUCUUAAGCCCAAGUGAUCUUUUUGUUCUAUGUGCAACGAGGUGCAUGCACUGUCGAUCGCGAUGAUGGAAGAACUAGCAGAUGAGGUUCAGCUCCGUUUUCCGGGGGAAAAAGUAAAUGCGCCUCUGCUUAUAACUAUUUACUACGCCGCCAGAUUGGAUCAUGCCAAACGGCUACUAGCUGCAACAAAUGAUAUACACAACAGAGAGCUGGUCAAUUAUUUAGUAAAUUUGAAAUUCGAUGAAGUCGAUGGACAAUCGGUUACACCCCUCACCAUGGCCGCCAUGAUGGGCAAUGUUACGUUCGUUAAAACGCUGCUCACUCAAUACGACAUCGAUUUGGAGCGCGAGUGCAAUGUGGUUUUCGAUGGCUUGCUUGUUUAUGGCGCCACUGCACUUUGGGUCGCUGCUGGGAUGGGCCACAUGCAGGUGGUGAAGCUGUUAGUGCAGCGCGGUGCCGAUGUCAAUCACAAUACAAAAGCGCAAUCGUCACCACUCCGUGCUGCAUGCUAUGAAGGACGCCUGGAUAUUGUGAAAUAUUUAAUUGAACAUGGCGCUGAUGUUAACUUGGCCAACACCUAUAAUAAUACGUCCAUAAUGAUUGCCGCCUAUAAGGGUCACGCACAUGUUGUCGACACACUGCUGAAGAACGGCGCCAAUUCAAAUGAGCAGGCGCUUUGUGGCGCCACAGCGCUGCAUUACGCCGCUGAGUGUGGCCACUUUGAGGUUUGUCGCUUGCUGCUCGACCAUGGUGCUCGCAUGCAAAAGAAUGAACACGGACUCACGCCUGUUUUGCAAGCUGCCGAACGUACACAUGAAGCGGUGGUGGAAAUGUUUAUUUCACGCCCGGGACUGAUGACGAAAGAGGAGAUAAUAAAUGCAAUCGAGCUAAUGGGUGCCUCAUUUGCGAACGAUAAGGACAACUAUGAUGUCUCGAAAGCCUAUCAGCAUUUGAUGCGUGCCAUGGAAAUGCGUUACGCGGACGACCAAAAAGUGAUACGUAAGCGCGUAAUGGCACCCGUACCCGCUUAUGAUGAUUGGUUCGAAACGGAGAAUAUACCAGAACUGCAGGCCAUACGAUUAAAUCAUCACUCGAUACAUAUGGAAGCAUUAACGAUACGUGAACGCAUUUUGGGUAAACAUUAUCCAGACUUGCCGCAGCCAAUUGUCUAUCGGGGAGCUGUAAUGGCGGAUCAAGGUCGCUUUGCACAAUGCCAGGUUUUGUGGAAUUACGCUAUCGAUCUGCGUAUGAUCAACAAUGUUUCAGUUGAACGUGACUUGCUACGCUUUGCUCAACUGUUCUCACAGAUUUUACGCUUAGAGGAACAAACACUGGACCUUUCAAUUGUGCUGUCCGUGCUGGUAAAGUGCCAGCAAGAAAUCGAGAAUAACAAAUACAAGAUAGCGCACCCUGGACCUAAGGAUGUGCCGCAAAUGUUGGCGGAUCAAAAUGAACAAAACGUCGUCACUGCCCUCUACCUCAUUAAAAUUAUAACGAAACUCUUGGCUCACACCAAUAUUGAUAUACAACGACCUCAAAUCGAGCAAUUAUACUCAACCAUAUUGAAAUUCAUCAAAUGUGAUACUCGCCUGGCGGAUGGACAAACUUUAUUACAUUUGGCUGUGAACGGCAUAACACCCGUUGAUGAUUUCUAUACAAGUGAUAUAUGCCGCUUUCCUUGCUUCCGCACCGCCUUGUUAUUGGUUCAUGUUGGCGCCUCUGUAAUAGCUGUGGAUCGUGAUCGUAAUACGCCCCUCCAUACGCUUGUUGCAAGUAUACAAUUUCCACGCGACAAUCCACAUGUUUUUACGCAAGCUGAAAAGAUUGUAAAACUUUUUGUAGAUGCCGGUGCACAUUUGGAUGCCGUGAAUGCAAACGGCUUGACGCCAGCACAAGUUGGUAGCGCAAAUGGCAUUAGCAAUCUUAUACUUAGCUACCAGAAUUCGUUGACCUCGUUGAAAUGCAUAGCCUCACGCUGCAUCGCUUUUCACAAACUUAAAUAUCAAGGUCUUAUACCCAAAGCGUUGGAAGCCUUUAUACAAAUGCACAGCGCCGAGAAAUUUUGCGCGUAAACGAUUUUGCGGUUGUGGCUGAUUGUGCGACAGCGAUGUGAAGGAAGUAACAGUAGUAGCGGCUGGGCUGAGAAAACACUAUCAACUUCCUUUUUAUGUAUUCUAAUUUUGUACAUUUGAAGUCGAAUAUUUAUUUUAGAUUUAUAAAAUUAAGCGCUAGUUGGCUAAAAAAAAAAUUGGUCGCUUAUUUUUAGCCACAAUGGUUAGUAGAUAUAAUCAGCCUAGUGGAUCAUUAAAUUAAGUCAAUUUUAUUUUUGUUUCUGCAAAAUAUCUGAAAAUUAAAAUUGCUUGUGGCCAAUUAUGUUUAUAUGAAAAUAAGCUUUUUAGUUUCUAAAUAAUUUUGUUUAUAAUAUUGUAGCCAAAUAUUUUUGCCAAGUGUAUGAAUACUAUAAAAAAUGUGGACUGAAACUUUUAAUUGUAAAUACAUGAACAAAUCAUUUUACAAAAAUUAUAUCUAAAAUCAUCAAAUGAUACUAAUAAAGUCGUGUAAAGCUAAAGACGUUGAGACGGUUAAUUGGCGAAACUAACUAAAAAUGCACUUUGUGGGGAUAAAAAAGGAGACUGAAAUUCAUCUCAGCAAAAUUUUCAAAUGUUUUCUAACAAUAUAGUACGUUGUUUUAUUCGAAUACUAAAAAUGUAAAAUUGUAUUAUUCAGUUGAUGAUAAUUAUAUGAAUAUUAUUGAGAAAACUAAAUGACUGCAUUCAAGAUUUUUUAAUAAUCAGUGCUAUAACUGAAUCCAUCGUAGACCAAUUUUUCGUGAAACCUACGAAAUUGCUCUCGCUGAAAUGGAAUAGCUAAGAACGUAGCAUAUAGUUUGAAUUAGGGAUGUGCCGGAUAAAAAUUGUCAAAUUGUAUCAUGGGGAGCCAUUAGAAUCAUGUAAACAGUGCCGAAUUCUAGUGAAAACUUCUAUUGAAGAGCGAGCUUACGAGGAUAUUUGGUAAUGCUUUGAGGUAAAAGCAACCGCCGGAUAAGCAUGAUUCCGGAUUUCUACCGCAUACCCGGCACAUACUUUCUAAGAAUGCAUACGUUCGUAGCAAUUCGGAUUAAGUGAUCGAGUUUUCGUAGUUUUGGAAAAAUCUGGGCCUUUACUGCGUAGUUCGAAUCGAUAGUGAAUUUGUAUGAAUUCGAACUAUUGGAACUAUAAAAGAAUUACACAGUAAGGGCCCCGACUAUGAUGAACUCACUGAUAACUCCAAAUUAUAUUCAUCAACAAUUUUAUAUAUGUACCAAAAUUUGAAACUUUAAGUAACGGUAAGCUUAUUUGCAUUACAAUUGCUUGAAAAAUUAAAAAGAAUAAUUGAUUGUUGUAAAAAA